AGUGACGGCAGCUGGGUCUUGAAGGAUCCUAAUCUGGUUUGGGAGGGUGAAGACCGCUGAAAUUUCCAGGCUGCCCGAGGCUCCAUCUUCCACCACCCAACGGAUAGCUGACAUCCCGGAGAACAGGGGCUUGGAGGUAGAUGCAAAGCGCAUUUUAUUAAUGUCUGGGAAACAAAAUUAGUUCUUUUACAGUGGCUCUGAAAUGAGAGAAACUGGAGAAAUUUUCCCUGCUCAGGAAAAGGUAGAGGCAAGGAUUGACUUAAAGAUGGGUAAGAAGAGUGUUACUGAUCAUAAGCUAAAUGUGGACAAAGUAAUUAAAAAUAUUAGCACAAUUUCUUCAGAGUUGAAGAAGAUAAAAGAGCUCUCACAGUUAUUGCUUUGUGACCUUAUCCUACAUUUUAAUCAUCCCGUCAAGACUGAGAACUUAGCAGAAGCAGAAAGAAACAGCCCCCUCUUUGAAGAGUCUAAAAUAUCAGAUGUAUCCCUUGUUUCUAACAGUUUUUCUAUGUGAUUUCUUAUUUGUUAUGAGUUUCUGUUUUUAUUGUUGAACUAACAAAUAUUUGGGAGAGUUGAGUUUACUAAUUUGUAUAUAUAUAAUUUAAAACAAAAUAAAAAUAAUGUAAACAAGCA
Molecule: messenger RNA, 630 nt
Organism: Pongo pygmaeus (Bornean orangutan)
Lineage: Eukaryota; Metazoa; Chordata; Mammalia; Primates; Hominidae
Gene: C4H5orf58
Product: chromosome 4 C5orf58 homolog
Exons: 4
Coding region: 203-511 (102 amino acids)
Source: RefSeq, a predicted model, not a curated record